CUUUUUAUUUCUGAACAGGCGUGACUCGGGCAGCUCACCCAACUCAGAUUACUAUGGCAUCGGUAGCGUCCUGACAGUCCGGGAAGCAGGAAGGCAAAUCCCGGCAAGAAGGGCUCGGGCCCAGGAGACUCUAACCUGCAGAGGAACUGUUGUUUUGGGUCCUGCUUGUGCGGUCCGGUCCAACUUGAGGCAGCGUGAAGGCCCCUUCAGGCGGCGCCGCGGGCAGCCCCGCAGCCGGGGCCUGGUGCAGCCGCCGCGGCCGCUGUCAGGGAAGCGCAGGCGGCCAAUGGAACCCGGGAGCGGCCGCUGCUGCUGAGGCGGCGGUGUCGGCAGUCCGACCCCGACCGCCUGCACCCCCUCCGCGAGGGUCCCCCGGAGCUUGGAAGCUCCAAGUCUGGCUGUAGCCAUGGGAGACAUGGUGGUGGAGCCUGCCACCUUGAAGCCAACUUCUGAGCCUACUCCUAGCCCAUCAGGGAAUAACGGGGGCUCAUUACUAAGCGUCAUCACAGAGGGGGUCGGGGAACUGUCAGUGAUUGACCCUGAGGUGGCCCAGAAGGCCUGCCAGGAGGUGCUGGAGAAAGUCAAGCUUUUGCAUGGAGGUGUAGCCAUCUCUAGUAAAGGUACCCCGCUGGAGCUGGUGAAUGGGGAUGGUGUGGACAAUGAGAUCCGUUGCCUAGAUGAUCCACCUGCCCAGAUCAGGGAGGAAGAAGAUGAGAUGGGGGCCACUGUGGCCUCUGGCACAGCCAAAGGAGCAAGAAGACGACGACAGAACAACUCAGCCAAACAGUCUUGGCUCCUGAGACUGUUUGAGUCAAAACUAUUUGACAUCUCUAUGGCCAUUUCAUACUUGUAUAACUCCAAGGAGCCUGGAGUGCAGGCCUAUAUUGGCAACCGCCUCUUCUGCUUUCGCAAUGAGGAUGUGGACUUCUAUUUGCCCCAGUUGCUUAACAUGUAUAUUCACAUGGAUGAGGACGUGGGCGAUGCCAUUAAACCCUACAUAGUCCACCGAUGUCGCCAGAGCAUCAACUUUUCCCUCCAAUGUGCCCUGUUGCUUGGGGCCUACUCUUCAGACAUGCACAUUUCCACCCAACGACACUCCCGAGGGACCAAGUUACGGAAGCUAAUCCUCUCAGAUGAGCUGAAGCCAGCUCACCGAAAGAGGGAGCUGCCGUCUUUGAGCCCAGCCCCUGACACAGGGCUGUCUCCCUCCAAAAGGACUCACCAGCGCUCUAAGUCAGAUGCUACAGUCAGCAUAAGUCUCAGCAGCAACCUGAAACGAACAGCCAGCAACCCUAAAGUGGAGAAUGAGGAUGAGGAGCUCUCCUCCAGCACCGAGAGUAUUGAUAAUUCAUUCAGUUCCCCUGUCCGGCUGGCCCCUGAACGAGAAUUUAUCAAGUCCUUGAUGGCAAUCGGCAAACGGCUAGCCACGCUCCCAACUAAAGAGCAGAAAACACAAAGGCUGAUCUCAGAGCUCUCCCUGCUUAACCAUAAACUCCCUGCCCGAGUCUGGCUGCCCACUGCUGGCUUUGACCACCACGUGGUCCGUGUGCCCCACACACAAGCUGUUGUCCUCAAUUCCAAGGACAAGGCUCCCUACCUGAUCUACGUGGAAGUUCUUGAAUGUGAAAACUUCGACACAACUAGUGUUCCUGCCCGGAUUCCUGAGAACCGAAUUCGGAGCACACGGUCCGUAGAGAACCUGCCUGAAUGUGGUAUCACUCAUGAGCAGCGGGCUGGCAGCUUCAGCACAGUGCCCAAUUAUGACAAUGAUGAUGAAGCCUGGUCGGUGGAUGAUAUAGGCGAGCUACAGGUGGAGCUCCCUGAAGUGCAUACCAACAGCUGUGACAACAUCUCCCAGUUCUCGGUGGACAGCAUCACCAGCCAGGAGAGCAAGGAGCCUGUGUUCAUUGCAGCAGGGGACAUCCGACGGCGCCUUUCAGAACAGCUGGCUCACACUCCCACAGCCUUCAAACGAGACCCCGAAGACCCUUCUGCAGUCGCCCUCAAAGAGCCCUGGCAGGAGAAAGUGCGGAGGAUCAGAGAAGGCUCCCCCUACGGCCAUCUUCCCAAUUGGCGGCUCCUGUCAGUCAUUGUCAAAUGUGGAGAUGACCUUCGGCAGGAGCUGCUGGCUUUCCAGGUGUUGAAGCAACUGCAGUCCAUUUGGGAGCAGGAGCGAGUGCCUCUGUGGAUCAAGCCAUAUAAGAUUCUCGUGAUCUCCGCCGACAGCGGCAUGAUUGAACCCGUCGUCAACGCUGUGUCCAUCCACCAGGUGAAGAAACAGUCACAGCUCUCCUUGCUCGAUUACUUCCUACAGGAACAUGGCAGUUACACCACUGAGGCUUUCCUCAGUGCCCAGCGCAAUUUUGUGCAAAGUUGUGCUGGCUACUGCUUGGUCUGCUACCUGUUGCAAGUCAAGGACAGACACAAUGGGAACAUCCUUCUGGACGCAGAAGGUCACAUCAUCCACAUCGACUUUGGCUUCAUUCUCUCCAGCUCACCCCGAAACCUGGGCUUCGAGACAUCAGCCUUUAAGCUGACCACUGAGUUUGUGGAUGUAAUGGGCGGCCUGAACGGCGACAUGUUCAACUACUACAAGAUGCUCAUGCUGCAAGGCCUGAUUGCGGCUCGGAAGCAUAUGGACAAGGUGGUGCAGAUUGUGGAGAUCAUGCAGCAAGGUUGCCGCCGGUGCUCAGGAGCAUCUCUCUCUGGCCCCGUGGUGACGGUGGCCCAGGUCAUCUGUUCUCAGCUUCCUUGCUUCCACGGCUCCAGUACCAUUCGCAACCUCAAAGAGAGGUUCCACAUGAGCAUGACUGAGGAGCAGCUCCAGCUGCUGGUGGAGCAGAUGGUAGAUGGCAGCAUGAGGUCCAUCACCACCAAACUCUACGAUGGCUUCCAGUACCUCACCAAUGGCAUCAUGUGACACCCUUCUCAGGCCUAGAAGUGGUGGGACUGAAGGCACCCUCCCUAGGAGGACCUUUGCCUAAGAAACCCCAAAUCACAAAACCCUACCUACCUAACCACCUACCCAAGGGAAAUGGAAGGCAAGAAAUACAAAGGAUCAUGUGGUAACCAUGAGAGCUUGCCAGAGGGUAGGAGAGCCAGCUGUGGGGUCCGGACUUGCUGGGGCUUCCCCACCUCCUGCUGUCAGUAUUACCACCUGACAGACCCCAGGACUCACUGCCCCCAGAGAAGAGGGGAUCACGAACAUGAGGAGGACGGGGGCCGCCUUCCCCUCUCCAGAGUCUCAGAGGUUCUUUCUACAAACUGGCGUGUCUUCCCUGGGUCCAAGCAAGAUGGGAGGAGGAGUGGGUUCCUGGUACCUAGGAUGGAAUCCUAUGUUUGACCAUGCUGCUGCCCAUCUCUGUCCCUCCCAGGGGCUGACCCCAGCCCACAUUCCCCCUGCCAGGUGGGUUCUGCCGUAGGGUCCUGCACUUGCUGAGGUUCCCCAUCAUGGGGUUAAGGAAGGGAAUUGCCACAAUCCCUCUAAUAUAUUUGAGGGUUUUGGCCUAGCCACGGGGAAUUUCUUACCCUGAUCCUUUCCUCACACCCAGGGAAAUAGCUCUCAAUUUUUUUAUUUUUAAUUUUUGUUUGAAAUAAAGUCCUUAGUUAGCCA
This is a messenger RNA of Peromyscus eremicus (cactus mouse), 3613 nucleotides long. RefSeq names its product phosphatidylinositol 4-kinase beta (gene Pi4kb). Gene Ontology annotation, biological process: phosphatidylinositol-mediated signaling; phosphatidylinositol phosphate biosynthetic process. The coding region runs from base 407 to 2920 and encodes 837 amino acids. The record is from RefSeq and is a predicted model, not a curated record. Gene Ontology annotation, molecular function: 1-phosphatidylinositol 4-kinase activity. Lineage: Eukaryota; Metazoa; Chordata; Mammalia; Rodentia; Cricetidae. The transcript has 13 exons. Gene Ontology annotation, cellular component: cytoplasm; membrane.